UUUUCAAAACCAUGGCGGGAGAACCGACAACACUUUGGCUAGCUGCUGCCCACAUCUUUAGUGCCUUGCAGAUGCAAUUGAAGUUGCUUUGCAUCAUCGUGCAGUGCUAUGCUUCGAUAGAAUCGGAUUCAUCUUGCGAGCAACGUCUUCGGACAAUAAAAAGUCAUUUGGAUGAGAAAUUGAAGAGAAGCAGUUCGAAGUUCGAAGACUCAAAGAUCACAGGGGCCAGUGUUUUGGUCACAUGUCCUGAACAAUUUUGAUGAUGAUGAAUGGCGGCGUGAAUUCCGAAUGUCGCGGCAGACCUUCGACUUUGUAGUGGGGCUUGUUGAACUGCAUCUAAGGCGCAAGGCAACAAACUGGCGACAGCCACUGGAACCACGGAUCAGACUAGCCAUUGCUUUGUGGUGGUUUGCUAGCACAUGCAAAUACAGAUGUGUUAGCUCUAUGUUUGGCGUCGGUAUCAGCACUGUAUGUAUUGUGGUGCAGGAAGUUAGUGCCGUCCUGAAGAUGGCUCUUCGCCGCUUUGUAAGCAUGCCGAGUGGCGCACGUCUUCAGGAGACAAUCGAUGGAUUUGCUGAACGGGGCUAUCCGAUGUGUGCAGGUGCCAUCGAUGGUACACAUAUUCCCAUUAUUGCCCCCAGGAACGACCCAAACUCCUACUACAACCGCAAGGGCCGGCACUCCGUUGUUCUCCAAGCUGUCGUCGACCACAACUGCUGCUUCACAGACUUGUACGUGGGUUGGCCUGGUCGCACACACGAUGCUCGAAUUUUGGCCAACUCGCCCAUCUUCAUAAAGGCUGAACAAGACGGCUACCUCUUCCCACGUGAAGCAUCCCGAACUGUUGGUGAUGUAGAGAUCCCUGUUCAUAUAAUUGGAGACCCUGCAUAUCCACUCAGGAAGUGGCUGAUGAAAGGCUUCACGAACCACCACGCACUCGAUCAGCAGCAGCGGAAGUUUAACUACCGUUUGAGUUCACCGAGGAUGGUAGUGGAAAAUGCCUUUGGACGCUUCAAAGGUCGUUGGAGGUGCCUGUCCAAGCGACUCGAUGUUGCCACUGCUUCCGUAUCUGACGUUGUUCUUGCUUGUUGUGUUCUUCACAACAUUUGUGAGCUCAAUAAAGAAAAAUUUUUACUGGAGUGGAACAUUGAACAAGUCAUCCGCCCUGCUCCAGACCAUAAUGUUGCUCCACCAGGUGUUAGCUGGGGAAUGGUGGCAGAGGAGAGUGGUAGGACGCUGCAGCAGGUGCACGGUAGUGGCGUGGGGUGCUGUGCUCUGGUACAGGAGCUGGGAUUCUUGCAAUCAUGUCCCGCAUAA
This is a messenger RNA of Alosa alosa (allis shad), 1317 nucleotides long. RefSeq names its product protein ANTAGONIST OF LIKE HETEROCHROMATIN PROTEIN 1-like. The record is from RefSeq and is a predicted model, not a curated record. NCBI's taxonomy places the organism in Eukaryota, Metazoa, Chordata, Actinopteri, Clupeiformes, Clupeidae. Bases 289 to 1317 code for a protein of 342 amino acids. The transcript is spliced from 4 exons.